This is a messenger RNA of Chrysochloris asiatica (Cape golden mole), 1164 nucleotides long. It is a transcript of the gene KCTD9, whose product is annotated as potassium channel tetramerization domain containing 9. Gene Ontology annotation, biological process: protein homooligomerization. NCBI's taxonomy places the organism in Eukaryota, Metazoa, Chordata, Mammalia, Afrosoricida, Chrysochloridae. Bases 1 to 1164 code for a protein of 387 amino acids. Gene Ontology annotation, molecular function: protein binding. The transcript has 12 exons. The record is from RefSeq and is a predicted model, not a curated record.
AUGAUAUCUAGAAGUGACUCGGCCUACGAUUCUAAGGUAAAGGUGGUUGCUGUAUAUGGGACUUUAUCUGAUUUGCUUUCUGUGGCCAGCAGCAAACUCGGCAUAAAAGCCACCAGUGUGUAUAACGGGAAAGGUGGACUGAUUGACGAUAUUGCUUUGAUAAGGGAUGAUGAUGUUUUGUUUGUGUGUGAAGGAGAACCAUUUAUUGAUCCUCAAACAGAUUGUAAACCCCAUGAAGGACCAUCAGGAUCCCACACAGACUGGCUAACAUUAAAUGUUGGCGGGCGGUACUUUACAACUACACGGAGCACUUUAGUGAAUAAAGAACCUGACAGUAUGCUGGCCCACAUGUUUAAGGACAAAGACGUCUGGGGAAAUAAGCAAGAUCAUAGAGGAGCUUUCUUAAUAGACCGAAGUCCUGAGUACUUUGAACCCAUUUUGAACUACUUGCGACACGGACAGCUAAUUGUAAAUGAUGGCAUUAAUUUAUUGGGUGUGUUAGAAGAAGCCAGAUUUUUUGGUAUUGACUCAUUGAUUGAACACCUAGAAGUGGCAAUAAAGAAUUCUCAGCCACCGGAGGAUCAUUCACCAAUAUCCCGAAAGGAAUUUGUACGAUUUCUGCUCGCCACUCCAACCAAGUCAGAAUUACGUUGCCAGGGUUUAAACUUCAGUGGUGCUGAUCUUUCUCGUUUGGACCUUCGAUACAUUAACUUCAAAAUGGCCAAUUUAAGCCGCUGCAAUCUUGCACAUGCUAAUCUCUGCUUUGCAAAUCUUGAACGAGCCGAUCUCUCUGGAUCAGUGCUUGAUUGUGCAAAUCUCCAGGGGGUCAAGAUGCUCUGUUCUAACGCUGAAGGGGCAUCCCUGAAACUGUGUAAUUUUGAGGAUCCCUCUGGUCUUAAAGCCAAUUUAGAAGGUGCUAAUCUGAAAGGUGUGGACAUGGAAGGAAGUCAGAUGACAGGAAUUAACCUGCGAGUUGCUACAUUAAAAAACGCAAAGUUGAAGAACUGUAAUCUAAGGGGAGCAACUCUGGCUGGAACUGAUUUAGAGAACUGUGACCUUUCUGGGUGUGAUCUUCAAGAAGCCAACCUGAGAGGUUCUAAUGUGAAGGGAGCUAUAUUCGAAGAGAUGUUAACACCAUUACAUAUGUCACAGAGCGUCAGAUGA